UCUUUGUUAAACUAAACCCUGACUUUUGUUUUCUUCUCUCUUUCUCCGGUUCCAUUUUCGAUUCCUCGAUCCUUCCCUUCGAUUUCGCGGGUCUUCUUCAGCAGAGAAGAACUGAUCCACAAGGAAGAAAGCUGCGUGAAUCUUGUUUGAUUCAUGCAAAAGACGGAAGAAAAUCACUGCUGCUGAGUGCUUUAAUUUUCAAAGCGAAUUCAAGAACUGGUUGAUCUGUUCCACAGCAGGAACAUACUAUGCAAAUAGCUUGUCAACCCCAUCCACUAGUUUACUUCUCAAUCAGAAAAAGCUCUAAAAGACAAAGUGGAUGGAAGAAUAUACAAAACUUGCAUUCAAGCAACUUGGUUAAACUUGUAUUUGUGGAACCUCAGACUCGUAAAUUUGCUAUGCCUUUGUGCAAAAACAGAUUGAAUGCUACCCCAAAUGCAGAAGAUGGGCACCCUUCUGCCUCAAUGUCAGAAGACAUCAAUUCAAAUCCGGUGCUUAAUUCUAUAGAAGGAGAGUUGUGGAGUAAAUGGUCGCCACCAAAGUAUCUAUGGAGAGGGCUAUCAGUUCUUUUUCUGGCUGGGCAGGUCAUUAUGAGGACUUUAAAGGGUAAAGUCCAUUGGAAAAAUACUCUUCAACAGCUAGAGAGAGUAGGACCAAGAUCUGUAGGGGUUUGCCUUCUAACAUCUGCGUUUGUUGGCAUGGCCUUUACUAUCCAAUUUGUUAGAGAAUUUACUAGAUUAGGAUUGAACAGAUCUGUUGGUGGUGUAUUAGCACUGGCAUUCUCAAGGGAGCUGAGUCCUGUGAUCACGUCGAUUGUGGUUGCAGGACGAAUCGGUAGUUCGUAUGCUGCAGAAUUAGGAACAAUGCAAGUCUCUGAGCAAACAGACACGCUAAGAGUCUUGGGAUCGAACCCUGUCGAUUAUCUCGUCACGCCAAGAGUUAUAGCAUCCUGCAUUGCUCUUCCAAUUCUAACUCUAAUGUGUUUCACAGUUGGGAUGGCAUCAAGUGCCCUUUUGGCUGACAGCGUUUAUGGUGUUAGUAUCGACAUUAUCUUUGAUUCAGCUCUGAGAGCUCUAAAGUCGUGGGAUAUUAUCAGCUCGAUGAUCAAAUCGCAGGUUUUCGGAGCUAUCAUAUCGAUUGUAAGCUGUGCCUGGGGUAUUACGACUUCUGGGGGCGCUAAGGGAGUCGGGGAGUCCACAACUUCGGCCGUAGUCAUCUCUCUUGUAGGCAUAUUUAUUGCUGAUUUCACCCUUUCUUGUUUCUUCUUCCAGGGAGCUGGAGAUUCCCUGAAGAACUGUAUGUAAACUCAUUGAGCACUCUCAUACUUCAGAAUUUGAAGUUAAUUUGUAGCUUGGUAUUUGCUUUAAACUUCUAGAUUUCCCU
This is a messenger RNA of Cucurbita maxima (winter squash), 1383 nucleotides long. Its product is annotated as protein TRIGALACTOSYLDIACYLGLYCEROL 1, chloroplastic-like. Gene Ontology annotation, biological process: phospholipid transport. The record is from RefSeq and is a predicted model, not a curated record. Gene Ontology annotation, cellular component: ATP-binding cassette (ABC) transporter complex. Lineage: Eukaryota; Viridiplantae; Streptophyta; Magnoliopsida; Cucurbitales; Cucurbitaceae. The transcript is spliced from 3 exons. Bases 249 to 1304 code for a protein of 351 amino acids.